UUUUGAUAAAUCUCCCCCUAUGUUUAUUUGGAGAUGAGCGCUGACCAGAGGAAACUGUUUGGGUGGAAAGGAGCAAGCUAGAGCUUCUCAAUUGGCAUCUACUUGGAAGACUCAACCAGGCCAGGAUUCUGUGAAGAUGAGUGGCCCAAUGGUGUCCAGUCUGGUUUCAGAGGACCAACAACAAUGUGAGCCAGGCUUCAGUGAGCAGAGCUAUGCUUUUAGCGUGAAUCGGAAAUUCCUGGAGAGAGGCCGAAUCAUCGGCAAAGUGAGUUUUACAUCAUGUUCCACUAAUAACCGUGUACUCUACUCGCCUGAUGACACCCGCUUCCGGGUGUUUCCUGAUGGUAAAGUGACACUGAAGAGGCAGAUCACCCUCCAUGAUGGAUCUGUCAGUUUUGUGUUGAAUGCAUGGGAUGCCAAAGGACUGCGCCACUCUGUGCCCAUUUUUGUCUGGAAUGAAAGAGAACAACAGAAAGCUCAUGGCAAAAGCAAACAACCCUUACUGAUUUUUCCUGAGAAGCAAAGUGGCCUAAAAAGAAGGAAGAGGGAUUGGGUCAUCCCACCUAUCAAUGUGCCUGAGAAUGGGAGGGGCCCUUUUCCCAAGAGACUUGUACAGAUUAAAUCCAACAAGGGAGGAAAUAUUUUUUACAGCAUUACCGGGCAAGGUGCCGAUAGCCCUCCUGAAGGAGUGUUCAGUGUUGUGAAGGAGACUGGUUGGAUGAUGGUGAAUAAACCUUUGGACCGUGAACAAUAUGCAUCGUAUACUGUACUGUCUCAUGCGGUAUUGUCAAAUGGCCAGCCUGUAGAGGAACCAAUGGAAAUAAUCAUCCAAGUUCUUGAUCAGAAUGAUAACAGACCCAAGUUCACAAAAGAAGUGUUUAGAGGUUUGGUAAGAGAAGGAGUUCCAACAGGGACUCCUGUAAUGACUGUAACUGCAACAGAUGAUGAUGACCCAGAAACUGCAAACGCCAUUCUUGGUUAUUCCAUUCUAAAGCAGGAGCCUGAAGAUCCAGCAGCUGGGCUCUUGGGAAAGGACUGGAUAGGGAGAGAGUACCAGAGUAUGUACUGACUGUACAGGCUGCUGACAUGGAGGGAAAUGGCCUGUCCACCACUGCAAAAGCAGUUAUCCAAAUUAAAGUCACCAAUGAUAAUGCCCCAGUUUUAGAUCCUGCGAAGGAGUCAAUGUCUGGGGGAAGUAACAGCCUUUUGAGCACACAUGUCCUUAAUACAGCGCAGGGGAUUCCUGCAAAAGGUCUAACAAUAACCCUGUCCAAGAUGGAUGCCAGCCAAACAAAAUGGGUACAAGUGAGCAG
Messenger RNA from Hyla sarda, 1313 nucleotides. RefSeq names its product blastomere cadherin-like. Lineage: Eukaryota; Metazoa; Chordata; Amphibia; Anura; Hylidae. The record is from RefSeq and is a predicted model, not a curated record. The transcript is spliced from 9 exons. Bases 137 to 1069 code for a protein of 310 amino acids. Gene Ontology annotation, biological process: homophilic cell-cell adhesion; cell-cell junction assembly; adherens junction organization. Gene Ontology annotation, cellular component: catenin complex; adherens junction; plasma membrane. Gene Ontology annotation, molecular function: calcium ion binding; cadherin binding.